GAUCCGAAUUCAGUUUCCUUGCCCCAAAGGCUCAACCCCGUCGGAUGCAGCAGGAAACGACGCACUCCGCCCCCUUUCCGCUGCUCCGAGAUCCAAGCAAUAACCCUACAUCGACAGUUCUUCGUCGAUUCGAAGCCGAUCUCUGCAAGCCAUAGUCGUAGAUUGAGGGACGACCUCUCGAUUCCGCUCAUCCAUGGCGCUUAAUCUGCGGCAGAAGCAAACCAAUCACAUCGUCCGGAUGCUCAAUCUGAACCAGCCGCCGAACCCCGGCGGUGGGAUCUCGUCGGGCGCCGGCGCCAACGAGGAGGUGUACAAGAUCCUGAUCAUGGAUGCCUUCUGUCGCGGCGUCCUCUCUCCGCUGAUCCGCGUCAACGACCUCCGGAAGCAUGGAGUCACCCUCUACUUCGGCAUCGACAAGGAGCGCCAGAAGGUGCCCGACGUCCCCGCCAUCUACUUCGUCCGUGCCACUCCCGACAACGUUGAACGGAUCGCCGCCGACGCCGGCCGCGGCCUCUACGACUCAUUCCACCUGAACUUCUCUUCCUCCCUCCCUCGCCCCCUCCUCGAGGAUCUCGCGCGAAGGACCCUUGAGAAGGACGCCGUCCACCGGAUUUCCAAGGUCUAUGACGAGUAUCUCGAGUUCGUCUCGCUCGAGAACGGCUUCUUCUCGCUCGCUCAGCCGAAGACCUACGUCCAGAUCAACGAUCCCUCCGCUGGGGAGCGCGAGAUCGAGGACAUCUUGGAGAAAAUAGUCAGCGGGUUGUUCUGCGUGCUUGCCACGCUUGGAGUUGUCCCGGUAAUUCGGUGUGCCCGCGGUGGCCCAGCCGAGAUGGUUGCAUCUGCCCUGGAUGCUCGUUUGCGUGAUCAUUUGGUCACGAGAAACAAUCUUUUCAUGGAGGGUGCUGGUCUUACGAGCUCAUUCCAGCGUCCGAUCCUCUGUUUGUUCGAUCGGAAUUUUGAACUGUCAGUUGGGAUCCAGCAUGAUUGGAACUACCGCCCACUCAUUCACGAUGUACUGGGGAUAAAGCUCAACAGGGUGACAAUGCCUGCAGAAAAGUCUGCCGUGAAGUCAUAUGAGUUGGAUGACUCUGAUCCGUUUUGGGUCGCUAAUAGUUGGUCUCCAUUUCAGAAGGUAGCAGAGGAGAUUGAGAUCCAGUUGAGCAAGUACAAGCAGGAUGCUGAUGAAGUGAACAGGCGUACUGCUGGGAAGGAUGGGGCUGAGUUUGAAGGGACAUAUCAUAUUGGCGAUACAAAGCAUUUGGCGAAUGCAAUUAAUUCACUUCCUGAGCUUACAGAACGGAAAAUGAUAAUCGACAAACACACUAACAUUGCAACUGUCCUUUUGGGUGAGAUCAAGGAGAGGUCUUUGGAUGCUUACUGCACCCUUGAAACUGAUAUGCUGACCAAAGGAAGUGUAGAUAGGAGUGCAUUGCUUAGUCUUCUCAGAGGGAAAGGUACUAAGGCAGAUAAGGUUCGUCUUGCAAUAGCUUAUCUUCUUUCUUUGGAGACCACACCACAAGCUGAAGUGGAAUCGAUAGAGACGGCAUUGAGGGAGUCUGAGGUGGAUACACGUGCAUUUCAUUAUGUAAAAAAAAUAAAGUCUUUGAAUGCACAAUUGACAGCCUCAGCAAGCUCUAGUAGCAGGAGCAACAUUGUGGAUUGGGCUGAGAAACUUUAUGGGCAGUCCAUUAGUGCUGUGACUGCAGGGAUGAAGAAUCUCUUGUCAGGAGGGAGAGAGCUGGCACUAACAAGGACAGUGGAGGACUUGAUGGAAGGGAAGCCAAAUCCAGAGGUUGAUUCUUAUCUUAUCUUUGAUCCACGGGCUCCAAAGACAGGAUCUGGAGUGCAAUUGAAGGGACCCUUCAAGGAAGCGAUUGUUUUCAUGAUAGGUGGAGGGAAUUAUGUCGAAUAUAGAAGUUUAAUGGAGCUGGCACAACGCUCACAGCCAGUGAAACAUGUGAUUUAUGGGACUACAGAGCUCCUUAACGGGACUGAAUUUGUUGAGCAGCUUACUGAGUUGGGGCAGAAGAUGGGUCUAGGAAAUAGUGGAGUUACCCCACCCCAAUGAGGAAUAAAAGUAUCACAUCAUGUGGUGUUACUUGAAGAGAGUUCUGUGAGAUUGUUUGUAUGCAGGUUAAGAUCAAAGUUCAGCCUUGUAAACCAAUCUGAGGUUUUGUGGCAAUCCUCGAUGGACUUGAACGCAGUGGCAUUCUUCUGAAGUAAUCAGCCAUGUAGGUCUGCCACCUUAUACCGUGCUCCUUUUCUUUCCCUUUUUUAUUAUAAUAUUCUGAUGCCGUUAAGAACCUA
Molecule: messenger RNA, 2307 nt
Organism: Musa acuminata AAA Group (dessert banana)
Lineage: Eukaryota; Viridiplantae; Streptophyta; Magnoliopsida; Zingiberales; Musaceae
Product: SEC1 family transport protein SLY1
Exons: 2
Coding region: 194-2068 (624 amino acids)
Biological process (GO): endoplasmic reticulum to Golgi vesicle-mediated transport; intracellular protein transport
Cellular component (GO): cytosol; Golgi membrane
Molecular function (GO): syntaxin binding
Source: RefSeq, a predicted model, not a curated record